Messenger RNA from Capsella rubella, 2586 nucleotides. Its product is annotated as pentatricopeptide repeat-containing protein At5g65560. The coding region runs from base 1 to 2586 and encodes 861 amino acids. Gene Ontology annotation, molecular function: protein binding. NCBI's taxonomy places the organism in Eukaryota, Viridiplantae, Streptophyta, Magnoliopsida, Brassicales, Brassicaceae. The transcript has a single exon. The record is from RefSeq and is a predicted model, not a curated record.
AUGAGAUUCCUUCGCUUUCCCUCUUAUUCCGGCUACCUCCUCUGUAGAAGGCCGUUCUUCGCCGCCGCAUCUCUUCUUACAUGUAAUCUCUCAACAUUGGAAUCUGAUUCUUCUAAUCUUCCAUGCCAAUUACUCUCAAUUUUCUCGGAACCAAAUUGGCAGAACAACCCCUCUCUGAAAUCUCUAGUCCCUGCUAUAACGCCAUCUCAUGUCUCUUCACUGUUUUCACUCAAUCUGGAUCCUCUGACAGCUCUUAGUUUCUCGGAUUGGAUCUCUCAAACGCCGAAGUUCAAACACAAUGUUACUUCAUACGCAUCACUGGUUCGUCUUCUCUGUAGCCAUGCAAUAGCUUAUGAGGUUCCUAAGAUCAUGAUAUUAAUGAUCAAGAGUUGCAGUUCACCAAGAGAAGCUUUGUUUGCUGUUGAUUUCUGUAGAACAAUGCGUAAAGACGAUAGCUCUGAGUUUAGAUACAAGCUUACUCUUAAAUGCUAUAAUACGCUUUUGAGUUCAUUAGCUAGAUAUGGGUUGGUGGAUGAAAUGAAGAUACUCUAUGUAGAAAUGUUGGAUGAUUUAGUUUCUCCAGAUAUUUACACGUUUAACACAUUAGUCAAUGGGUAUUGUAAGCUUGGUUAUGUGGUUGAAGCAAAGCAGUAUGUGAGUAGGCUUAUUCAGGCUGGAUUGGAUCCUGAUUACUUCACAUACACGUCUUUUAUUACGGGUCAUUGUCGAAGAAAAGAAGUCGAUGCGGCUUUUCAGGUUUUUAAGGAGAUGUCUCAAAAGGGUUGCCAUAGAAAUGAGGUUUCAUACACUCAGCUUAUAUAUGGUCUUUGUGAAGCAAAGAGGAUUGAUGAAGCUUUGAGCUUGUUGGUGAAAAUGAAAGAUGACAAUUGUUGUCCUAAUGUUCGUACAUAUACUGUCCUUAUAAAUGCUUUAUGUGGAUCAGGGCGUAAGUCAGAAGCUUUGAAUUUGUUUAAGCAAAUGUCAGAAAGUAGUAUUAGGCCUGAUGUUUGUAUGUAUACUGUGCUUAUUCAGAGCUUUUGUAGUGGAGAUAAUCUCGAUGAGGCAAGUGGGCUGCUAGAUCAUAUGCUGGAAUUUGGGUUGACGCCAAAUGUUAUUACAUACAAUGCAUUGAUCAAAGGGUUUUGUAAGAAGAAUGUGCACAAAGCAAUGGGGCUUCUUAGUAAGAUGCAAGAGCAAACUUUGGUGCCAGACCUGAUUACUUACAAUACAUUGAUUGCUGGACAGUGUAGCUCUGGUAACUUAGAUAGCGCAUAUAGAUUGCUUAGUUUGAUGGAAGAAAAAGGAUUGAUUCCGAACCAUCGUACAUACAGUAUUUUUCUAGAUUUUCUAUGUAAAAAUGAGCGGAUAGAAGAAGCGCGCCAUCUGUUUGAUUGCCUUACACGUAAAGGCAUAGUUGCAGACGUAGUCAUGUACACUGCUUUGAUCAGUGGUUAUUGCAAGGUUGGGAAACUAGAUGAUGCUAGAAUGUUGUUUGAUAGUUGCUUGCCAGAUUUGUAUACUUUUAAUGCCUUGAUACACGGGUUAUCUAGUAAUGGACAAUUGAAAGAAGCCUUGUCACUGAAGCAAAAGAUGGAGAAGAUAGGGUUACAGCCUACACAGAGUUCAUACACGACUCUUAUUGCAAGAAUGCUUAAAGAAGGGGAUUUUUAUGAAGCUGAUAGAUGUUUUCAUGAAAUGCUGUCUUCAGGACAAAAACCUGAUGCGCAGAGUUAUGGAUCAUUUAUCUCGGCGUAUUGUAGUGCUGGGAGGUUACAAGAAGCUGAGGAGAUGGUGGUGAAAAUGAGGGGAGAAGGUGUUACCCCGGACGAGUUCACUUAUUCCUCAAUGGUUAAGGCUUAUGGAUCUCUAGGGCUGACUUAUUCUGCAUUUGAUGUCCUGAAGCGCAUGUUGGAUACUGGUUGUGAACCUUCUCAUCAUACAUAUAUGUGUCUGAUCAAACACUUGUUCGAGAAGAAACACAUGACAGAGAAAUGUGGCGAACCAGGAAGUUAUAUGGAGUCUCCGGAUAUCAUGUGGGAGAUGAUGGAGUUUGAUAUUGUUGUCGAACUUUUUGAGAAGAUGGUCGAACAUGGGUGUAACCCUGAUGUCAAAUGCUAUGAGAAGCUCUUAUUAGGGAUUUGUGAAGUUGGUAAUCUAGAGAUAGUGCAAAGAUUGUUAAAUCGCAUGGAAGAAGUAGGAAUAUCUCCAAGUGAGAAGAUUUGUAAUGGUCUUCUUAGAUGUUACUUCAAGUUGCAAAAAUAUGAGGAAGCUGCAAAGGUUGUGGAAGAUAUGAUAUGCAAUGGUCACUCACCACAACUAGAGUCUUGCAAAAUGUUGAUUUGCAAGCUGUAUGAAGGAGGAGGAAAAGAGAGAGGCAAGUCGGUUUUUAAAGAAUUGCUUCGAUGUGGAUACUGCGAUGAUGAACUCGCUUGGAAAAUCCUCAUCGAUGGUGUGCUUAAACAGGGAUUUGAAGAGGGGUUUGGUGAACUGUUUCAAGUAAUGGAAACAAGUGGCUGCAAAUUUAGCUCCCAAACAAGAUCAAUGCUUAUGAAAGGGCUACAAAGGGAAAGAUUGAUUCAUACAUAA